Hypoxylon trugodes is the source of this 2172-nucleotide messenger RNA. RefSeq lists its product as uncharacterized. The transcript is spliced from 5 exons. Lineage: Eukaryota; Fungi; Ascomycota; Sordariomycetes; Xylariales; Hypoxylaceae. The record is from RefSeq and is a predicted model, not a curated record. Bases 1 to 1980 code for a protein of 659 amino acids.
AUGGAGAGUCGCGAUUCUGGGUACUUACGUCGCUCCGUGUCGGCCGUUUCAACGGCUAGUGUUUGGACGGAGAGGACUCUUGUAGGGAUGGGCCUGAGUAGAGAGCAUACAGCGUCGAAUAAUCGCACAGCCAACGCCAACGUCGAAACUUCCGAAACCCUUCCUUUGCGACACUGGAGAGCUUUAGGGCCGGAGCUAGAUAACGACCAAAAUCAUGAAGAGCACAUAAAUGCGACCGAGGACCGCGACCGCGGAAAUGUGAUCACCAAGACACAUACUUCGAAAAGCAUUAAUCUACUGACUAUAUGGUGGCUUGAAGCGGCAUCAUGUCUCUUAGUAGUUGCGAUGAUUGUCGCGCUUGUAGGCACAAUAUGCCCUUACCAAGACCGGCCUCUACCCCGGUGGCCGUCCAUCCUUUCAAUAAAUAGUGUGUUCGCUUUCUAUUCUGAAGUUAUGAGGGCGGCGAUGAUCCUCGUUCUGGGUGAAUGCUUAAGUCAGUUGAAAUGGAGCUGGUUUGCCAAACAACCACGUCCCUUGGGCCAUUUAGAACAUUACGAUAAUGCAUCUCGCGGGCUGUGGGGAUCUUUCGAAUUAUUAUGGGCUAUACGGCUGAGGGCCCUAUUGCCAUCUAUAGGUGGAAUAAUGAUGAUCCUGUCUUUACUUCUAGUCCCAUUCACACAACAGAUACUCCGAUUCUAUUCGUGUUCGGUUCUGGAUACUUCCCGCAAUGCGUCCAUUCCAACGACACACUUCGCUUCGGCCGGGCUCUCGUUCCAUGUUGGCGCAGGGUUGAAUGCCAUAAAACCGGCAGUGCAGGCCCAAUUGAGUAGCGGAAUAUACGAUACCAAUCCGAAGCAAGUAUCAUUUAACUGCCCAACGGGAAAUUGUACUUUUGAUGGCUUAUAUCACUCAGCAGGAUGGUGUAGCCAUUGCGAUGACGUUUCCAACCAACUAGAAAUAUACCCUUCCGAUAUUUCGUCAAUGAACUAUACUUUGCCCUCAACGAAUCUGACAGCAGUGCCGGGUAUAUAUACCUUUGUGAUGGCCGGGGAAAGCCCAAUACAAGCUAUACUAGGGUUCGGCCAGAACCUAUCAAACACGCCGUGGGGUGUACGGGGUUAUGGGGCUGCAGAGUGCACUAUAUCCCCGUGUGUAAGGAGUUAUACGAGUACGGUGGAAGGCGGCAACUUCACGGAGACGCUUGUGUCUACAUCUCAAACCUGGAGCGACGGUCUGUAUUGGCUAAGUUCCAUAGACGUACCAUGCCUGACCACUACCGAGAAGCAGGCCCUUCACACCGCUGGCUAUCAAUUUGACUCGGAGAAGACGCAAUGGCUGGCGUAUAACCUGUCGGUAUAUGCCGAAGAUGCUUUCAAUCCAACGAUUCUUAAUGAGACGAAUACAACAAUACGACCAGAAUGUAUUUAUCAAACCGAUCAUGGCCAUUCAGAGAGCCUCAACUUUUUUCUUAAUUCUAUGUUUACUGGGACCGUUGCCUUUGCGGUAGAAGUGAUCGGUGGCCCUCCAAUCCUCCAGGCCAUUUUUCAAGAGGGCAAUGUUACGUUUUCCACGAUUGACGACGCUUUUAGUCGCUUAGCUCAAGCGUUAACCGUGUGGACGCGCGAGGACAGUGGCCAGAACGUAACGGGACAGAUAUUCCAGAGUGAAACUUGUGUCGGCGCCCGAUGGGCCUGGCUCGCAUACCCGCUCGCUAUGGUACUUGGGAUGAUGGUAUUUCUCAUAUGGACAAUUGACCACACGAGACGAAACGAGGGCAGUAGGCAAGAUUAUAAGUCUUCACCCCUCGCUUUAUUAUUCCAUCCACUAGGAACUUCGGGUAGUGAAGGCUCGGUCUCGAGUAUUGCGAGCAGAAGCGAGCUGGAGAGGAAAGCAAAGUCAAUGAAGGUGAUGUUCCAGGGCGCGGAUGAGGUAUGGCGCUUUAUUGAGACUGACCAGCCGAGCAAUCCGAAAGUGAGGUGAGAGAGAGGGAGCAAAUUCUAGCCAUGAAGCGUCUAAGUAACGUACCUUAAUAUCACGUCUGCUUAGAUCGGCUAGUCAAGAACUCCAAAUAGUCACCACGAAUAAGGAUUCUCCGUUUUCAACAAAAUUUUCCGACGAUCAUAUCUCGGCCUCACAAUGGGUUGGGUGGGUGGUGUUACUCAGUCUGACAUG